This is a messenger RNA of Gopherus flavomarginatus (Mexican gopher tortoise), 2181 nucleotides long. RefSeq lists its product as uncharacterized. The record is from RefSeq and is a predicted model, not a curated record. Lineage: Eukaryota; Metazoa; Chordata; Testudines; Testudinidae. The transcript has 4 exons. Bases 121 to 924 code for a protein of 267 amino acids.
AUGGGGUUGCAUUAGGUAAGGUCAUGACCCGGCUGCACAAGUUCCCGGGAAAGACAAGGCUCCAAAAGUUUAGCCAUUUUCAGAAGGAGACAGACGCGCUUAGCAGCUGCUACCGGGACCAUGUGGGGACUGAAGACGGGGAUCUUUCUUGGGUCUCUCUGGCUGGCUGCAGGGUGCGGACAGGUGGCAGGGCUCAGAGAAUGUCCCUUCUAUAAUCUGUCCGUGCCUGAAAGCUCCUCUGGGCACGUUGAAAUCAACCUGCCCAAGAAUGCAUCUUUUUUGUGUAAGAUGCAGACCACUGUUGCGGCCGCGGCCUCCGACUCUGCUUGUCACCCCAUCCUGGUGUUAACUAAUAAAGGAAAGCAGAACUACUACAACAGCACGUACCGGGGACGGAUCUCUGUGUCAGACCGACUCCUCUUUACUGUGACGAAUGCAAGUGAAUGGAUGGCAGGAGAAUACCAAGUCAUUGGUGACCUUCAUGGAACCUGCAUGGCUCAUAUCAAUCUGACGGUGCCUGGUUCUGUCUCAUUCCCACCGCCUCUAUCGGACACUUCCACUGCCAGAGAGGGGGCUACCAGUCUGACUGGAGAGGGAAGUAGCCGAGGGAUGCUUUCCAAUGGCUCUCCCAAGGGGGAGCCAAGGGGCCACUAUGGUCUGUGGGCCUCACCGGUGUUGCUUGUUGCCUGCUGCUUUCUUUGCAUCCGCUGGACAUGCGGGGGAGACAGACCAAUAACCCACUAUGGUUGUGAAGAGGAAGGGAUCUCCAAUUCAGCAAACUCACCCAUUUGCAUGUCGACCUGGGUCUUGCAGCAGCAUGAGGCUGGAACCCAAGAACCCAAUGGAGAUGCUGGUGAGGGGAUCCCAUUGAAUGGAGAGAUGGCACAGCCCGGGGAACUGAGCUGUCUGCACCAACAUAGCUGAAAGGCAGCACUUUAAUAGCAUUGAAUGGCUGAGGUGCAGGCGCCUCCUGUGGGUGUUGGGUGGCUGGGAUCAUCACACUAGCUGGUGGCUUGAGUCUGGAUGUGGCUUCUCCCCAUGUAGGGCCAGGGAUGCCCUUGUGUUUAAUGCACCGGGCUGGGACUUGGUGGAAGAGCCAGGUCUCCCGACUUCCUGUCUGACUUUGAGUGAGUAACUGGAGGGAGGGAUAGCUCAGUUUGCAAAUUGGCCUGCUAAACCCCAGGUUGUGAAUUCAGCCCUUGAGGGGGCUACUUAGGGAUCUGGGGCAAAAUCAGUACUUGGUCCUGCUAGUGAAGGCAGGGGCCUGGGCUCAAUGACCCCUUGGGGUCCCUUCCAGUUCUAGUAGAUUUUAACUCAGGGCUGUAUAGUCAGCUCAGACUGUGGGGCUGGGUGUUAGUUCAAAGGAUCGUGGAGCUACUGAACUGGGAGCCAAGCUCUUCUGAAAAUCUGGCCUUUCACUGUCCCAUUCCUUAGUUUCCCCAUCUUUAAAAUGAGAUACUUCUCCGUGUACAUUAUAAGCACUUUAGGGGAGGGACUGUGAGUGUGUCCCAAAGAUAAGCCCUACACAACUUUUCUUGACCAUUCUAGUAAUUCAAUGCCAGGAAACAGGCUUUGGGCAGCCAUGAUUUGUUUCUUGCCUGCAUCCUAUCUGACUUUUAUUAAAAGUAUCCAUGUCGCAAUUGUAGCCUUAAUCAUAAGUAAAUGUGAUUGUUUUAAAGUGGUUUUAUUAUUGUAUUUAUCUCUGUGCCUCUCUCCCCUGUCCCUCUUGUCUGUAGGAAUAUCUAUUUAGACUAUAAGCUAUACAGCAGAGGGAGUGUCUCAUUUAUCUUUGCACAAGGGGGCACUGAUCUCUGCUGAGUAUCUUUUUAACCUAUUGUGAACCUUCCUGGCUUCUUCACAAGCUCCAACUUGCAGUGGAGUGAGUAUUGGCUUCAGCUCUCCAGGGGUCUCUGCUGCAAACCUCUCCCUUCGGUUUGGUCUGCUGCCCCCACCUUUUUUUUUUUUGGUUCAGGGCAGAAUAUUGGACUAGCCUUGCCGGGCUAGUAUCCUAAUGCCAAAUAGCUAAAAUCACCCUAAUUGGCCACUCAGAGUUGAAAAAGGUGGGAGCUGUCUUACCAUGUUCUGUGUGUAUCUAUCUCCUCAAUAUAUGUUCAUUUCUAUGGAUCCAAAGAAGUGGGCUGUAGCCCACAAAAGCAUAUACUCAAAUAAAUCUGUUAAUCU